Messenger RNA from Ascochyta rabiei, 216 nucleotides. RefSeq lists its product as uncharacterized. NCBI's taxonomy places the organism in Eukaryota, Fungi, Ascomycota, Dothideomycetes, Pleosporales, Didymellaceae. The record is from RefSeq and is a predicted model, not a curated record. The transcript has a single exon. The coding region runs from base 1 to 216 and encodes 71 amino acids.
AUGCGUUUGCUCAAUGUUUCCACCUUCGAGCUGCAACCCUUUUACGGAGAUGACAUUCCACCCUACGUGAUUCUCUCGCACACUUGGCUCCAGGAAGACGAAGAGGUCACUUUUGAACAGCUACGAUUCGGUCACCACUGGAGAGCACUUCGCGGUGCCCGCAAGAUCGAGUACACAUGCAAGCAGGCCGCUCAGGAUGGCUACAAGUGGGCAUAG